Molecule: messenger RNA, 1699 nt
Organism: Meleagris gallopavo (turkey)
Lineage: Eukaryota; Metazoa; Chordata; Aves; Galliformes; Phasianidae
Source: RefSeq, a predicted model, not a curated record
UAUGGAGAAACGGAAGUGCAAAGAGCUCGGCCACUCCCUUGCACAGUUCUCCCAUUGCACACUAUUGGGGAAGUGCAUUCUCAGAGUCGCCAUAUCAGAAGCGGGUCUAGAGGCACCGGGUUGAAGCCAGCGCCGUGUCUCCCAGUGGCUGAAGGCAGCACGAACUCUAAGGGCCCUUUGCCUCUGCCAACCCCAUAGACCGGAACCCAAGAACUGCAGCACGGGGCUCUGCGUACUCAAUGGAUCAAAACCAGGGUCCCAGCCAUGCUGCUUCUCAAGACCGUUCAAGGAUGUUGGCAAGGAAAGAAGAGAUGGAUAAAUUCCAGUUGCAGACUAGUGGGAAUCUCUUCAUCAAGGAGUUCAUGGAAUUGCUGGCUAGGUGGCAGCCAGCUGAAAACAUCAGAAAGCAAUACAUGGAAAAGGUGCUGCACACAGUGUUCUUCUUUGGAAGGCUGAAUCAGAGGCAGAUGAGACCCAACGAAUUCCUAGACUCCAAAACUUUCCAGCGCCUGCAGGAGAAGUACCCUCGAUCAUUCCAGGAGUACGACACCCACCUGCCCAGCCUGACACCGUACUCCAUCCUGCUGCAGUUUGGCAACGAAGUAGCGGGCUGCAGCACCCAAGAGGAAAUGGAAUCUUUCUUGCAUGGAUUUAAUAGCGCUGUGGAAAUAGCAAGAAGGACUCGAGCACCCAAACUGAGGCCCACUGAGUUCACCUUCAGAGCCGCAGUUGUCGCUUACAGCUUUUACAGAGAACCCAGAAAACCUAAGAAUGAAGCAGGCUUCCCUCUCUUUUAUGGAGCAUCUGUCUCCUGCAAAGGGCGGAUGGAGAAGAAGAUCAUGAUUAGCAUCUUGUGCCUAAGGACGUGGCACCAGGCGGUGGCGUUCGCAGUGUACCACGGGCAGGAUAAUCUGGCCAUUGUCUUCCCUGAUGGAGUGCAGUGCCGAGCCUUCUGCUACAGCAGCAAUGGAGACUUCAUAGAAAAGCCACCCUGCGUCAACUGCAAGAUGAUGUAUCACGUCGACUUCCAGCCGUAUGAGGGUGACAGCAGGGAAAAUGUCCCAUGGCCAUACGGAAACUGCGCUGAGAAUGAGAGCCUGAGCAAGCUGCUGCAAGGCGAACCGGGGCUGCAGGAGAAGGUCGUCUCAACAGACACUUCUGUGAUAAACAAUCCCCCACAGAACACCUACCAGACCAUUGAGCAAGAGUUUGAAAACAACAUAAAACCAAAUCUUAGAAAUCAGCUUAUCAGGCUGCUUCAGCACAAAAAUUUUCCUCAUAAUCUGCAGUUUUUUGAACCAUAGUGAGUGCCGGAGAGGCAUCUGCAGUGCUGUGUAUCAGCACAACACCCCCAAGCCCCUGUCUUCCUGCAUAUUCCCAUGGGUCACCCCACUGAGCUAUGGGUGAUGCAGGGCAUGUGAGGUCAGAGCAGCUGGGAGCCCCAAGCACUGCAACCACUCCUGCUCCAGAAGGUACCAGCACGGGAGAGAGGAGGACCCUCUCACUCCACCUUUAUGCUGCCUCCAAACCCAGCUACAUGCUCAUGUCAGCAGGUUCUGCUUAUCUGGGGUGAGAAUCCAGCCUGGCUCCAUGUCCUGCCAGCAGCACAGUGAUAGGAUAUCAAUUUGCCCCUUGCUAAUCUCCAGCACACAGGGCUCUGCUUUUCACCUGUAUAAAUAAACAUGUCUGAUUUUCAGUU